This is a messenger RNA of Cooperia oncophora, 447 nucleotides long. The record is from the annotation of a GenBank genome assembly. Lineage: Eukaryota; Metazoa; Nematoda; Chromadorea; Rhabditida; Trichostrongylidae.
AUGGCACGUGAUGCGGACCGAGCGCGUGCGCUGCUCGCCUUCUCGAAAAGCUUCAAGAAGGUACGGCGUGCGCGCACAGCGGCUCCGCGACGUCGCCGACGGCGACGAACGAAGUUCAAACGUUCGAAAUCAUGUCCAGAACUCCGAGAAAUAGGCCGGAUACUUCCGGCGCGGCAACGUAGCGUCUCAGUGCAGUAUGAGACCAGCACAAGUGCCACCAAGUCGCGACAUCAACCGCGGCCUAAGGUACUACUCACGGACGUGUACAGGAAUCGCCGAUUUCUGUCGACCGUACUCGAUGGAAAUGGUUCGGCAGCGGCGAACGCGUUCUACAAGAGCAUCGAUGCGGCUCCCAACAUGAAUGUGGCCAGGACGAAGACGAGUAUACCACUCGUCUCGGAACUUGUGUUGAAGGUAGGAAAUCCAUCAUCAUUUCGUAUGCGGUAA